Molecule: messenger RNA, 2229 nt
Organism: Cuscuta europaea
Lineage: Eukaryota; Viridiplantae; Streptophyta; Magnoliopsida; Solanales; Convolvulaceae
Source: the annotation of a GenBank genome assembly
AUUUUAGCUCCUUUCAAAAAAAAACUUUUUUUAGCUGGAGCUUACUCUACCGUCUGCGCGAACCGAGAUAAUGCUGUAGACUGUAGUCAGUGGCGCCUGUACUUUUGAAAUUCAAACUAAAGGAAUACCAAAAGCAUCCGAAUCCCAUUCUUUCAAGAAACCGAAAUGUGUAUUUGGAUUUUGAUUUUCUCAGGGAUUGUAAGAGCCGCCCUGUUCUUCAAGACAUCUCUUGCUCUUACUCCAGAUGGUGUUGCACUGUUGGAGCUCAAAGCUACUUUGAACGACACCAGAAAUGCUCUAAGUGACUGGAGAGAUUCUGAUUCAACUCCUUGUACAUGGACUGGCAUUUCUUGCCACCUAAAUGAACAAAGAGUCCGCUCUAUCAACUUACCUUAUGAGCAACUUAGUGGGUUCAUAUCCCCCAGCAUUGGUAAACUUUCCAGAUUAAGAAGACUGGCGCUCCACCAGAACAGCUUACAUGGCGUAAUUCCAAUCGAGAUUGGUCAUUGCACUGAACUAAGAGCAGUGUACCUUAGGUCUAACUAUCUUCAAGGAGGCAUACCUUCAGAUAUUGGGAACCUAUCAAUGCUGAACAUACUGGAUUUAUCGAGCAAUGCUCUCAGGGGUGCUAUACCUUCUUCAAUUGGAAAACUGAAACUUCUUCAUCAUUUCAAUUUGUCUUCAAAUUUCUUCUCGGGCGAGAUCCCAGAUAUUGGAAUUCUUAGCACUUUCGGAAGCAAAUCGUUCAUUGGGAACGUAGAUCUGUGUGGCCAACAAGUGAACAAGGCAUGCAAAACCUCAAUGGGAUUCCCUGCAGUUUUGCCUCAUGCAGAAAGUGAUGAAGCAUCAGUUUCAGUUAAGAAACCAUCUCAUUAUAUGAGAGCAGUGGUAAUCGGUGCAAUGUCUACUUUAGGCCUUGUACUGGUUUUACUCCUUGUUUCCCUUUGGGUUUGGUCAGCAUCAAAGAAGGAAAGGAAAGCAAAAAAAUACACAGAAGUCCAAAAACAAGCUACUCAAGAACCAUGUGCCAAGCUUAUUACAUUUCAUGGUGAUCUUCCAUACCCUUCAUGUGAGCUAAUCGAAAAGAUUGAAUCACUAGAUGAAGAACACAUUGUAGGUGCUGGAGGAUUCGGUACAGUCUAUCGAAUGGUUAUGAAUGAUUGUGGCACAUUUGCCGUUAAACGAAUUGACCGAAAUCGCCAAGGUUGUGAUCAAGUCUUUGAGAGGGAGCUGGAGGUCUUGGGCAGUGUCAAACACAUAAAUUUGGUCAGCCUCAGAGGCUACUGCAGUCUUCCCAGUGAAAAGCUUCUGAUCUAUGAUUUCUUGGCUAUGGGAAGCUUGGAUGACUUGCUGCAUGGUCAACCUCCUCGAGAUUUGGAUGAAGAGCUGUCAUUAAAUUGGAGCACGCGUUUAAGAAUAGCUCAUGGUUCUGCAAGAGGAUUGGCGUACCUGCACCAUGAUUGCAAUCCUAGAAUAGUUCACUGUGAUAUAAAAUCAAGCAACAUACUCCUUGAUGAGAACCUAGAGCCUCAGGUUGUGGACUUUGGUCUAGCCAAGCUUUUAGUAGAUGAGGAUGAGCAUGUCACAACUGUGGUUGCAGGAACCUUUGGUUACUUGGCUCCAGAGUACUUGCAGAGUGGAAGAGCCACUGAAAAAUCUGAUGUCUACAGCUUUGGUGUUCUCCUAUUAGAGCUUGUUACAGGAAAGCGACCUACGGAUCCUGCGUUUGUAAAGCGAGGCCUGAAUGUUGUUGGCUGGAUGAAUACCUUACAAAAGGAGAACCGGCUUGAAGAUGUGAUAGACAGGAGAUGCGCGGAUGCAGACAUAGAGACAGUAGAAGCUGUCAUAGAAAUUGCAGCAAGAUGCACCGAUGCAAAUCCAGAAGAAAGGCCUUCCAUGCAACUGGUGUUGGAGUUUUUGGAGCAAGAGGUGGUGUCCCCUUGCCAGACCGAUUCAUACGAGUCCCAUUCAGAUUAUUCUUGAUGUGCCCCACACAUUGCUAUGAACAUUUUAUGCUUCUCAGUUGCUGCUUGCUAGGUGAUCUCAGCUUUGUAUCAAUUUCUUGCUGAUGGAGUAGAUAUUUAUUAAUUAUAUUUUAAUUUAUUUUAAUCCUAAACUGAAUUGUUUUUUUUUUCUUACGAUGAUUUCAGUUUGUUCAGGUGCUUAUGUGAUUUCCAUAGCGUAGCAAUUGCAUUGAAAAUCUGAUCUUUUCACUUUCAUGAAAGUAAG